AGUGCAUGAAAUAUUUUACAACCGGUUUUCUCGAGACUAGAAUACCCGGCUGUAUAUCGUGGCUUUUUGGCGGGCGCAAUUUCUUUGGCGGUUUCUUAACUCUUAUCUUUAAAUCUGAAGCAUAUAUCACGUAUAAAUGGGUGAUAAGGACGGCGAAACUUUUGAUGAUGCAGUGGAAGAACGUGUUAUUAAUGAAGAAUACAAAAUAUGGAAAAAGAAUACACCAUUUUUAUAUGAUCUUGUAAUGACACAUGCUUUGGAAUGGCCAUCUUUAACUGCACAAUGGUUACCAGAUGUAACUAGACCAGAGGGAAAAGAUUAUUCUGUUCAUCGUUUGAUCCUCGGUACGCAUACGUCGGAUGAACAAAAUCAUUUGCUAAUAGCAAGUGUUCAAUUACCUAAUGAGGACGCUCAGUUUGAUGCUUCUCAUUAUGACAAUGAGAAAGGUGAAUUUGGAGGAUUCGGUUCUGUAAGUGGAAAGAUAGAAAUUGAAAUAAAAAUUAAUCAUGAAGGAGAAGUGAAUAGAGCCCGAUACAUGCCACAAAAUCCUUGCGUUAUAGCAACGAAAACUCCAUCAAGCGACGUUUUAGUAUUUGAUUACACAAAACAUCCUAGUAAGCCAGAUCCAAAUGGCGAAUGUCAUCCAGAUCUAAGGUUACGAGGACAUCAAAAAGAAGGCUAUGGAUUAUCAUGGAAUCCAAAUCUUAAUGGGUAUUUGUUGAGUGCAUCAGACGAUCAUACAAUUUGUUUGUGGGAUAUUAAUGCUACUCCUAAAGAAAAUCGUGUAAUCGAUGCCAAGACCAUUUUUACAGGACAUACAGCUGUUGUAGAGGACGUUGCAUGGCAUUUAUUACACGAAUCUCUGUUUGGGUCGGUUGCGGAUGACCAAAAAUUGAUGAUCUGGGAUACGAGAUGCAAUAACACUAGUAAACCAAGUCAUACAGUCGAUGCUCAUACAGCAGAAGUUAAUUGUUUAAGUUUCAAUCCAUAUUCAGAAUUUAUACUUGCCACUGGUAGUGCGGACAAAACAGUAGCGUUAUGGGAUUUAAGGAAUUUAAAAUUAAAAUUACAUUCCUUUGAAUCUCAUAAAGACGAAAUCUUCCAAGUUCAAUGGUCACCACAUAAUGAAACCAUAUUAGCAAGUAGCGGUACAGAUAGGCGUUUGCAUGUAUGGGAUCUUAGCAAAAUUGGAGAAGAACAGUCUACUGAAGAUGCCGAAGAUGGCCCACCUGAAUUAUUGUUUAUACAUGGGGGACACACUGCAAAGAUUAGUGACUUUUCAUGGAACCCUAAUGAACCUUGGGUAAUAUGUUCAGUAUCAGAAGAUAAUAUAAUGCAAGUUUGGCAAAUGGCAGAAAACAUUUACAAUGAUGAAGAGCCAGAUACACCAGCUAGUGAACUUGAAGCUGGUGCUUCAUAAAUCGGAAGAAUAAUUUAUUAUGUCAUCUGACAUCGAAGUCAAGUACUGAAUAGUACUGUUGACUAUUGAAAUGAACAUUAUUGAAUCAUAAACGGCAUUAAAAAUGGUGAUUUAUAUAUUUGUAAGAUCUAAAAAAAAAAAAAAAAAAAAAAAAA
Messenger RNA from Vespa mandarinia (Asian giant hornet), 1575 nucleotides. RefSeq names its product chromatin assembly factor 1 p55 subunit (gene Caf1-55). Lineage: Eukaryota; Metazoa; Arthropoda; Insecta; Hymenoptera; Vespidae. Gene Ontology annotation, molecular function: protein binding. The record is from RefSeq and is a predicted model, not a curated record.